CAGUCGAGCUAGAUUCCACCGCAGCAUUACCAGCAAAAGGAGUGCCGAUCUUUAUUUGUUCGCUCUUCACAGAGAGGGUGAGAGGGUUUGAGAAUCUGAGAUGGCGUCGUCUGCAUCAGGGGAAGUGAAGGAGGAGGAAGAGAAGAAGCUGAAGCAGAAGCAGAAACAGAGGAGGACGAAGAAAGAGAGGCUGGGAUGGAUAGAAUGGGUGAGAGGGUGGUUCAAUGUUAUAUACGAAAUGCUGUUCCAGAGAAUUAUCGCCAGCCACUUGCAGAACCCUUUGCCUUUACCUCCCCUCAGCGAUCUCACCUGCAUUGUCACCGGUUCCACAAGCGGUAUCGGCCGCGAAAUCGCCAGGCAACUGGCGGAGGCAGGGGCGCACGUUGUGAUGGCUGUGAGGAACCCCAAAGCGGCUAACGAAUUGAUCCAGAAGUGGCAGAACGAAUGGUCCGGAAUGGGCCUUCCUCUCAAUAUCGAGGUGAUGGAGCUUGAUCUUCUCUCUUUGGAUUCCGUUGCGAGAUUUUCCGAAGCAUGGAAUGCACGUUUGGGACCUUUGCACGUUCUUAUUAACAAUGCGGGGAUAUUUUCCAUCGGAGAGCCACAAAAAUUCUCAAAAGAUGGGUAUGAAGAACACAUCCAAGUGAAUCACCUUGCUCCAGCAUUGCUUUCAGUAUUGCUGCUGCCAUCUCUUAUCAGAGGUUCUCCGAGUCGAAUCGUUAAUGUUAAUUCCAUUAUGCAUUAUGUUGGCUUUGUUGACGUAGAAGAUAUGAAUUGUGUUUCUGGAAAAAGGAAAUAUACGAGCUUAGUGGGAUACACGAGCAGCAAGCUAGCAGAGGUUAUGUUUAGCAGUGUCCUCCACAAGCGGCUGCCUGCUGAAGCUGGCAUUAGUGUAUUAUGUGUAUCUCCUGGAAUUGUCCAUACAAAUGUUGCCAGGGAUCUUCCCAAAAUUGUUCAAGCGGCUUAUCAUCUGAUACCCUAUUUUAUCUUUAAUGCCCAAGAAGGUUCAAGGAGUGCUCUUUUUGCGGCCACAGAUCCUCAAGUCCCAGAGUACUGUGAGUUGUUGAAGGCAGACGAGUGGCCCGUUUGUGCUUUCCUUUCUCAAGAUUGUCGUCCUACAAACCCUUCAGAGGAAGCACAUAACGUUGAGACAUCAUACCAAGUUUGGGAGAAGACAUUAGAGAUGAUUGGCCUUCCUUCAGAUGCUGUGGAGAGGCUUAUAGAAGGGGAAGAAGUUAUAUGCCGAUAUGGGAGGUAAUCUGUUUUAAGGGAUGUUUCUUUAGUUGAUUGCAAAGUGAUGGCCAUUCUCUCUAUGAAAUGGACGGGAAAAACUGAAACGACCAUCAUUCUGCAACACCUGCUGCUAUCACCAUUUUGUUUCCGUGGCAGCCCGAAAUUGAUAGGUGCAUAUUUAAUCUUUGUUAUCUGGUCAACUUGUCUCUGUUGCUGUACACUCAUGUUGUUGUGAAGUUCCAGAAAAAGGGUCAUUAGUUUGGACAAUGCUAACACAAAAGUAACAAACAAUUAGGAAUCUACUAUGUCUCUAUGGUUAUGAAUUGAUUUUACAUAUAUAUCUUGUCUGUAUAAGCUGCAAAACUAGCCUCUUUUGAAUAGAUUUAGCAACUUCCAGUUA
Messenger RNA from Juglans microcarpa x Juglans regia, 1630 nucleotides. Its product is annotated as dehydrogenase/reductase SDR family member FEY-like. The record is from RefSeq and is a predicted model, not a curated record. The transcript has 8 exons. The coding region runs from base 101 to 1255 and encodes 384 amino acids. NCBI's taxonomy places the organism in Eukaryota, Viridiplantae, Streptophyta, Magnoliopsida, Fagales, Juglandaceae.